Molecule: messenger RNA, 1642 nt
Organism: Macrobrachium nipponense
Lineage: Eukaryota; Metazoa; Arthropoda; Malacostraca; Decapoda; Palaemonidae
Product: chondroitin sulfate synthase 1-like
Exons: 7
Coding region: 135-866 (243 amino acids)
Cellular component (GO): Golgi cisterna membrane
Molecular function (GO): glucuronosyl-N-acetylgalactosaminyl-proteoglycan 4-beta-N-acetylgalactosaminyltransferase activity
Source: RefSeq, a predicted model, not a curated record
GUAAAGAAUGGCUUAAAAGAUUUUACAAAUUUACAUUACCAGGUACCCCAAACAGAGUUUUCAUCUGAAAGGAAGCCUAAGAAAAUUGACUUUAUACUUCCUCUUGCAGGACGGUUGGUUCUUUUCAAAGGUUUAUGGAUGAUUUUCAGCGUAUAUGUUUGGAAGGAGAGGAAAAUGUGAGGUUAUUUGUAGUUUCAUUUCGUCCUUCCCCUGGGGAGGAUGAUACAUCCGAAAACGUUGAAGCCUUGAUUUCUAGUCUACAACUUGAUUAUCCCCAUAUCCCUAUGAAUGUUAUUCAGACAAAUGCAACUUUUGCAAGAGCCCUGGCCCUUGAAUUAGGUGCCAGUCAGUGUGCUGAUAGUGACUUGAUGCUUUUUAUAGAUGUUGACAUGACAUUUUCUUCUGCAUCAUUAGACAGAAUUCGUCUUCACACUAUUAAAGGACAUCAGGUUUAUUACCCUAUCGUAUUCAGCGAAUUUGAUCCUUAUAUUUCAAGAAAGAAUACUGCAGGUGGUUACGAUCACACAGUGAUUGAUGAAACUGUUGGUUACUGGAGAGCGUUUGGUUUUGGGAUCGUUUCAAUAUAUCGUUCUGACCUACGUAUGGCUGGUGGACUAGAUACAUCUAUUUUAGGUUGGGGCCGGGAAGAUGUGGAUCUCUUUGAGAAGGUGCUCAAAAGUGGCAUUAAGGUGUUCAGAGCAGCAGAUCCAGGACUUAUCCAUAUCUUCCAUCAUGUUGACUGUGAUAAAAACCUUGAAGCCUCACAGUAUGAAAUGUGCCAAGGUACUCUUUACAGUACUUAUGGUGCCGCCCCAACAUUGACAAAAACUAUUUUAGAAAACCCUGUUAUCUUGGAUGAUACAUAAGGGAAAUUAGCCUUUGAUGGACUUAAUUUUUAUCUGGGUAUUGAAUCCGGAAUGUUAUAGUAAUUUUGUAUCUUUGAUACUGUAUAUUCUUAUAUAAUUUUCUGUAUAUGUACGGAAUGUUGGUAAUGUGAAUAAAAGUAAUUAAUUUACGGUUAUUUGUAAGUGCUAUGUAAUCAAAAUUUUAAUGAUAAUGGUAAUGUAUGAUUAUGUUGGUGCUCUUUGUCGUUGGCAGGUGUGGUUUAAACAUUAGUUAUUCAUAGUGUGUUACAAGGGGUAACUUUCAUGUACACCAUGGGUAGUCAUGCUCGAUGGAAACACAGUACUGCAGUAAUAUAUGGGGGAAAAGUGAUGGAUUAGGCAUUAGCUGUCCUUAUGAUGGUUAUGCUCUUUAACCAUUAGCCAAGAAAAGAAACAUGGAUAUGCUCUUUAUAAUUAUGGACAAGAAAUCUAUCAAAUUAAAUAGAACCUGUAUAUAUGCAUUCAUGCACACACACACACACAUAUAUGUAUAUAUGAAAUUGUAAUAGCCACAAUGCCCUCUUAACUUUUUGAAUUCUUUGCUCUUUUUUGGAUACGCUUGUCACUACAAAGCCUGAAGAUCCAAGUUCGAAGCAAUUUUAAGAAGAAAAUGUGAUGUCCUGUCCUGGGAAACGAACCCAAUAAUCACAAAGAGGUCAAUGUGACCUCUGUGAUUAUUGGACCUGGGUUCGUUCCCAGGACAGGAUAUCACAAUUUCUUCAAAUUUCUUUGAACUUGGAUCUUCAGGCUUUGUAGUG